UGCGCCGCUUCCCUUCCGUCUGUCCUUCUGCCACUUCCCUUUUCUGUAGGAACGUGGGCGCCUCCCGUCCCCACCUCGCUCCCACUGCAGCUUCCUCUAGGCAGCCUGGCCCACACCCCGCCCCGCCUCCAGUCUGUCCGCUGCCCGCAUCUCAAGGCGCAUCGCAAAGGGAGCUCUGCGGGAGGGUCUUCAUCCUAGACUGCCCCUUUGACCCCCUCCUCCCGCCCCCCGAAGCCGAGUAACUGCCCCUUCCCUCCCCGCGUCAGGGAUUGGCUGCCCUGGACCCGCGGCGGGCCGAGGGCGCUGGCGGGGCCGCCGGGAACACAUCUCAUUCCGGAGCACUCGGCGGGCUCUGAGCUUCGGACCCCAGACCACAUCCUGGAGAGAGCAGGGUGGGGCCGGCGGCCGGGCCUGAGGGUUAGAGGGCGAGGGACAGCGGGAAGGAGGCCGGGACCCCUGAGUCCGGGCGAGAGCGGGCCCGGGUAAGGGGGAAGAACUGCAGGAGGGGGAGACCGGGGACGGGAGGUAGCCGGACCCCCUGAAAUCCUGAAGGAUCCCCUCCCCCGGCUAUGGCGUAACGCCUUCUGUCCGUUCGUCCGACCCUCCUCUCUUCCUCUUUCUCACACUUCCUGAUCGCCCUGGGACUCCCGACAUCGCACGGCUCCGCGUCCCCACGGCCCCGGGAUGAAGCCCGGAUCUUCCCUCUUAGGCCUGCUCCUGGCCCUGCUCGGGAACGUUCGAGGGCAGUCUCAGAAUGGCUGCAGUGGGUGUUACCCGGUGACCCCAGGGGUCCUGGCCGGAAUCAUUCUAGGAGACCUCGCCCUGACGCUGUUCAUCGCCCUAGCUGUGUAUUACCUGGCCAGAAUGGUAGCCCGGCCUCGAGGGACUGCCGGAGCAGCCGGAGACGCUUCACGGAAACAGCGGACCACAGAGACCGAAUCGCACUAUCAGGAGCUGCAGGGCCCGAGAUCUGACAUCUACAGCGAUCUUAACACGCAGCGGCGCUACUGACCCCGGCCCUUACGCCCCUCGAGUCGAGACCGGUAUCCGUCAGAAAUCCUCACCAACCGCCUGGAGCCGCAGAUGGACUCCCGCCCGCACGACCUCCGAAGCCCCAGUGCCCCACUAGUCACUACUAGCUCCCGCGCCCCAAUAAAUGAAUUUAAACAA
Molecule: messenger RNA, 1170 nt
Organism: Ornithorhynchus anatinus (platypus)
Lineage: Eukaryota; Metazoa; Chordata; Mammalia; Monotremata; Ornithorhynchidae
Product: TYRO protein tyrosine kinase-binding protein-like
Exons: 5
Coding region: 685-1011 (108 amino acids)
Biological process (GO): regulation of immune response; negative regulation of transforming growth factor beta1 production; positive regulation of phosphatidylinositol 3-kinase/protein kinase B signal transduction
Cellular component (GO): membrane; cell surface
Molecular function (GO): signaling receptor binding; phosphatidylinositol 3-kinase binding
Source: RefSeq, a predicted model, not a curated record